Molecule: messenger RNA, 2920 nt
Organism: Odocoileus virginianus texanus
Lineage: Eukaryota; Metazoa; Chordata; Mammalia; Artiodactyla; Cervidae
Source: RefSeq, a predicted model, not a curated record
CAGCUUAUGGUACAUUUAACUGAUCCACACAGGCCAUUUUUCUCCUUCGCAUUUGUUUGCAUAUUUCUGUUUUAUCCCUAUUCCUCCCUCCAUUCCCUUCACCUCCGCCCUGACUGCAGAAAGCCACUCUCUUAUGUGUUUGAUACAUAUCCUUUUAUUUGCGUGUGUCCUUGGUUAUAUACUUAUAUUUUAAAAGUGCGUAGUGGUAUUCUGCCUGGACUUAAUUUUGUUUCUUUUUUUCCUUCAGUACCAUGUUUUGGGAUCUUACUGAUGUUGCUGUGGUUUCUCAGUGCUACCCCAGGUUCCACAGAUGCAUCUCCCAGAUUUUACUUCCUAGACUUACAACUUCCUCUAGGCUCCUGAGCUGCCUCAAGCUCCCUGCCACAACACACAGCCCUGGGAUAAAAAUUCUAUCUCCUUCCUUGGCUUUUUAAUUCAGUUUCAAGUUGCUGACUUGGGCUUCCCUUUAAUAAUCCUGGUAUUAGUUGAUGUCUGACAGGGUCAUACUCUUUGAUGUUGGUGAGGACCUAACCUUUCUUGAGCUGUGUUUAUUUUUGGUAAAUUGUGAUUCUGGUUCCCAGACACUUUUGGCAAAUACUCUUUUGUACUGCCCUCUUUCGUAGUUGAUCAUCUCAUAGGCUGUAAGGUUACUUUCCGGUUUCUUGUCAUCAUGAAUCAUUGCUGUAUACUCAUUCCAACCACAAAUAUUGGCUGAUUUCCUUUCCUGGUGAGAUGGUGGCCUGUUAAGCUGGUCCAGAGAGGACUGUGAUGCAGAAUGCUUCAGAGAGGGGCUCUGGAGCCAGACUGCCCAGCUUUAGUUCGAGAUCCUCUACUUUGCAGCUAUGUGACCUUGAGCAGUUUAUUUAAUCUGAAUUUCAUUUUGUGUUCUGUAAAGUGGGUCUCAUAAUUGUACCUGCCUCAUAGUGCAAUUGUAAGAAUUAAGUAAAUUAAUUAAUGCCAAGUCAUUAGAAUAGUUCCUAUCACAUAAGCCCCUAUGAAAUAUUAACUAUUAAUAGUAAUAAUUAUAGUAUAUUAUUUCCAACAGGUAUCCGUCUAUAUUUCGCUUGUAAUGGUUCAUAUCCAGUUAUAGGGUAUUUCUUCAGGGAGCAUGAAAAGAGGGGCACGUUUUCUAGACACGAUGAUGAACAAAUUCUAGUGUGAUAGUGUCAACCAUAAGAAGGGAGGACAUGAAUACAUCUCAAGGCCCUGUGUACCGUUUCUCCAUCACUCAUCACCUGUUUGAUAAGGUGGCGGCCAUGGAGCAGUGUGCAAGCGUGGAGAGAGAGGUGGACAGGGUCCUGCAGAGGUUCCUGACCUACGGGCAGCGCUGUGAGCAGAGCCUGGAGGAGCUACUGCACCACGUGGGCCAGCUGCGGGCCGAGCUGGCCAGCACAGCCGUCCAGGGAACCCCUCUGUCAGCCACCCUCUCCCUGGUUAUGUCACAAUGCUGCCGGAAGAUAAAAGACACCGUGCAGAAACUGGCUUCAGACCACAAGGACAUUCACAGCAGUGUUUCCCGAGUGGGCAAAGCCAUUGACAGGAACUUUGACUCUGAGAUUUGCGGUGUAGUCUCCGACGCAGUGUGGGACUCGCGGGAAAAGCAGCAGCAGACCCUGCAGAUGGCCAUCCUGGAGCACUUGUAUCAGCAGGGCAUGCUCAGCGUCGCUGAGGAGCUGUGCCAGGAAUCAACACUGAAUGUGGACUUGGAUUUCAAGCAGCCUUUCCUGGAGUUGAAUCGUAUCCUGGAAGCUCUGCAUGAACAAGACCUGGGGCCAGCAUUGGAAUGGGCUGUCUCCCACAGGCAGCGCCUGCUGGAGCUCAAUAGCUCCCUGGAGUUCAAGCUGCACCGACUGCAGUUCAUCCGUCUCCUGGCGGAUGGCCCUGAGAAGCAGCUGGAAGCCCUCAGCUACGCCCGGCACUUCCAGCCCUUUGCUCACGUGCACCAGCGGGAGAUCCAGGUGAUGAUGGGCAGUCUAGUGUACCUGCAGCUGGGUUUGGAGAAGUCACCCUACUGCCAUCUCCUGGACAACAGCCACUGGGCCGAGAUCUGUGAGACCUUUACACGUGAUGCUUGUUCCCUGUUGGGCCUUUCUGUGGAGUCGCCCCUCAGUGUCAGCUUUGCCUCUGGCUGUGUGGCGCUGCCUGUGCUGAUGAAUAUCAAAGCUGUGAUGGAGCAGAGGCAGUGCUCUGGGGUCUGGAGUCACAAGGACGAGUUACCGAUUGAGAUUGAACUCGGCAUGAAGUGCUGGUACCACUCAGUGUUCGCCUGCCCCAUCCUCCGCCAGCAGACGUCGGAUUCCAACCCUCCCAUUAAGCUCAUCUGUGGCCAUGUCAUCUCCCGAGAUGCACUCAACAAGCUCAUUAACGGAGGAAAGCUGAAGUGUCCUUACUGUCCUAUGGAGCAGAACCCAGCAGAUGGGAAACGCAUCAUAUUCUGAUUCCUGCUGGGGAGGAACUUUGUUGCAAGAGGUUUUUCACCCACAAGCCUUGGUCUGUCUCGGUGGGGGUGGUUGGCUUCCAUGAACUCUGGUUCAUUUCAGAGCAGCUGGCUGAGGACUGCCACCACAAGCAGGGCUGGCCCUUUGGCAGAGGCCAAGGAGGGAGAUGAGACAGCCUACAGCAGGCAACUGGCUUCUUGACUGUUAAUGGCAGGGAAACUCUGGCGUCUUGUACUCCUGCUCUUUAUAUUUGCUGUUGACUUAAGUGGCAACUGACAGAAUAGCAAAGGACUUGGUGGACACAGCAGAUGUCUUCCAUCCCUGCCCUCAAGCCAGGUCUCUUCCUGCUCCACCAAGGCUUGUGUCCUUUCCUCCCAUUGUACAGCCUCACAGCUCUAUGUCAUUUCCCCACUGUAGUCCGGGAUAGAACUGAAUGCCGUUGUUUUAUAACUGAGCAAAUAUAUGCACAGGCCUUCUCCUUA